CCUAGGCUGGCGAUACAAGGUUUCCUCUCCAGAUGAUGAUGGUGAAAAAAAAAGGUCUGGUUGUGAAUCUUCUAGAAUGGAGAUGGAGCCAUUUGGUCAGAAUAAUACAGCAUCAUCAGUAUUCAGUACUACUGUACACGUCAUGUUACUUAUAGAUGAGGAAUGCCUGGGGGGCUUGGAAUUUUCAGACUCGUCAGUUGUUUGGUUUGAGACGUCCAAUUCGUGCCUGAAAAUGUCUUUUGACCUGAAAAAAAAGGAGAAUUUUCCAGUGUUUGCAGCAUAGCUGAUGUGCGUGAUGAUGUGAUCGACAUUCAACAAAACGGGUGGUUGCACGUUCUGAUUAUAUUUAUGGUUCACACGUAGGCGACAAAAGGACGAAAAUGAGGUCGCUACUCAAAACCUUCGUGAAGAAAGUAGGCGUCAGAAGUGAAAAACUGCACCGAACCAUACGACCAAUCAAAGAACCUGGGAAACAAAAACAGAACAAUUGCAAGUUCAUGUGUCUGUUCCAAGAGAAUUGGGAUCCGGGAGACAGGUGAUGAAAUUCUACUCAUACAGAAUUUGACGUAAAUAUGCAAGAUUGUGGAGCGGAACUUGCCAACUUGGUAGAAUUCUUCAGGAGGUUGGUUGAUGAGUUGUCUUGUUUGAAACUUUUUGAGUUGAAUUGUUGAACGCUUUAAAAUAGAAGUAAGCCGUCCUCCUUUUUUCAUGAGUUUAAGCAUCUUGAGUUCAAAUCCUGACUAACACGCAAUUAUCAAAUAAAAGUUUGCAGCCUAAUCCUAUUCCACGCUUAAGAUUUAGAGCGUUUCGCGUGAGAGAAUGAGUGUUGCAACAUUAGUGAAUUACCCGUCUCUACUCAUCAACUUAAGCUUUCGGGUUAAUUUGGUUAUUACAUAGGAGUAUAUUUCAAUAGACCAAUUGAAGCACAAGCAUCUCCGAACUGCUGAGUGCUGAGUGCUGACUGGAAGCAGACAAGAACUUCUCUAGAACCACCAUUUCCAUUUUCCAAUCAGAUAGGUGACCGUCGAUGUCGUCGACGACCGCGCGUCGUCGACGCAGAAAGGACCCGUAAUCCCGUAUUGUGCAGGGCGCACUUCAGAAUCGCACCUCCGGCCAAUCACCGCCGCUGUCGUUGCGUUCGCCGGCGGCGGCGAAGGGAGAAUCUCUUGUGCUUGUCGAUCUCAUCGGCGGUGGAGAACUGGAGAUCAAUCCGGGCCACGCUGACGAGACGAGGAGGAGCUCUUCGACUCUCCGUCGAGGAGCAUUGUACGACUACCUGUGGCUCCGCAUCUCGCCGUCUUCAACUCCGGCAUCGUACGUACGCCGCCGCCGCCGCCGUCUCCUCCUCGCGCAGUCUCGCCGGCCGCGAAGACGACGCACAUAUCGCGGUCGCGGCGAUGAGUGGGCCUUGGCCCAACGGCUCGAGAAAAAUAAAUGGGCCUCGCCCGCAAGCCCAUCACCUGCUCGGCCCAGUUAGAAUCUUACUCGCAAACGAGGAGGAGAAUAAUACUAAUAAUGAAGUCAAAUAGAGAAACCCACCACCUCGCUCAAUCCAAACCCCAAUUCACACGCGUUGCGGUCUCCGACGAGGGCGAGGCGGAGCUAAUCGUCAUCUAGGGCAAGGCGGAGCUAAUCGUGGGUCCGAUGGAGAAGCCGUCGCCGCCGCCGCCGGGGAAGUCGCGGCCGGAUUGCGUCAACUCGUCGAACCCGUACCACGAGUGCUCCGACUACUGCCUCCGGCAGAUCGUGAAGUCCAGGGAAGAUAAUCAUCGGUGGUCGCGCGUCCAUCCCCACUGCAUCAACGCCUCCAACCCCUACCACGCCUGCUCCAACUUCUGCUUCAGGAGGAUCAUCCACGCCAAACCCUCACCUUCAGGGUUGGAGCGUCCGGUGCAAGAGCCGCCUGCGUCCGAAGCUGUUCCUGCCCAAGCUGACGACGAUGAUGAUGCCCAAACUGACGACGACGACGAGGAGGACGCUGCCGCAGACGACGACGAUGGUUACCUGAAGAUGACAGUGACAGAGAAUCAGAAGCUAGUAUUUGAGCUUCGGGUGCGGCCAUCGACGAUUCUGCGGUUUGUGGUAGCUGCUGUGUGUGCACUCCUGGUUAUUCAUCUCCUCGGCGUAUCUCUAGUUGUCGUUGCUCACGCCCUCAUUUGAUUAGACAAAGAGAAGCAUAUAUAAUUGAGGGAAAAUAGGAAUCAAGGUCUAUUGUACAAUUUUGAUACUAUAAUUUGAUACGUAUGGUAUAGGAUGAAAUUUACUUUUCUUAUCAGCAUUUCUUAAAGAUAUGUUUGUUGUAGCAGGGGGUGACCACCGUCCCUCCAUAUUCGGCCCAAAACACUGUAGAGAGAGAUUGGGUGAGAUUGAGUCAUUAUUGUAAGUAUCCGAGUGGAAAUGACCAUUCGAACAAGGAAACGAUAAAACACUAUUCGAGUCGGAAAAUACCGUUCGAGUAAAUUCUUGUCACUAAGUCUUAUUAUCCGUUUUGAAUGUUUCCUAAGUCAGUAACAGGUCAGCUACCGGAUAAGUCGAAAAGGGUAGUCGAACUGGAAAAGACUAUUUGCCAUGGAAAAGACCCAUGGUGGUGGAAAAGACCAUCGGUCGAGGAGAAGACCCAUGGUGGUGGAAAAGACUCUUGAUCAUGAAGAAGGCGACUUAGACAACAAAGAUGCCAAGAGAAUAUUCCCGAGGACCACUCAACCACUUCAUCUAGCUGGCACCAAAAGACUAUAAUGACCUCCAUAAUAUACCAAAAUGCCCUUAGGGUUAGCUGAUAUAGCAAGGGCAUAAUUGUAAUUUCAUGUGGGCCCAACAAAGGGUGCAAGUGUAAUCUCACAUGUAAAGCUGUGAACUAUAUAAAGCAGACAAAAAGCCUGUAGCAGGCAGGAUA
Messenger RNA from Oryza sativa Japonica Group (Japanese rice), 2893 nucleotides. RefSeq lists its product as uncharacterized. NCBI's taxonomy places the organism in Eukaryota, Viridiplantae, Streptophyta, Magnoliopsida, Poales, Poaceae. Gene Ontology annotation, cellular component: catalytic step 2 spliceosome; Prp19 complex; post-mRNA release spliceosomal complex. The record is from RefSeq and is a predicted model, not a curated record.